AUGGGCAGCCGUGAAAAGGGAAGGGACGAGGAAUCCGUAUCCGCGAAUCCGCAUAUCAGGUAUGGCUUGGUUGGAGCGUUCCGGGUUCCUAAGUCAGCCCUUGAAGGAGCUAAGAGUGAGGAGGAGAUUCCGAAGGACGAGUCUCUAACUGGGGCAAAUGCACUUCCUGAUGAUGUGGAUUUGGAAGAGUAUGUGCCCUCUGAUGAGGAGGAGGCUGAUGGAAUCUUCCAGGCUAAUUCUGAAUCUCGCCUGGAGCCUGAAGGUGCAGAGGUUGGUGAACUUGAGUCAGGUAUUUGUGCAGUCGAACCCGGCCAUGAGUCUGCUUCCGAGGAGUGCCUCUUGUGGUCAGGUGAAAAGCUUCCUGAGGACCCAAAGGAGCAGGAGGAGUACCUAGAGGGGUUGUCUUCGCCCGUUGAUCAUGUGGUUUUACGAUACUUUGUAGGCUUGAAGUCCAAGAGUGGGGCCGAUGUGACUGCAGCCAUCCAGCAAAUGGAGGAGGAGGAGUUGGUGUCUUUACCAUUGGCUGAUGAUCUAGUAGAGGAAGCUGAGGCAGAUCAAGGAGACCAGCUUCGACCAGAGCAACUUGCCAGAAAACUCAUGUUGGAGGGUGAUUACUCCAAUGAGGCAUUCAAGGCACUUGUGAGCGCUCUGAGAGAGCAGGAGAAUCCAUCCACUGACAGAAGAGGAACUGCCAAACUUGAUCCACAGUGUCAUAGAAUACUUCAGAGCUUGGACUUCAGAUAUGUGAGUCUGGAGUCGGCGGACCCUUCAGUGUGCAUGGUUGGGAUUGAUGACAGACCAGAACCCUCCGAAGAAGAGGAGGAUGGAUCUGGGAACGCUGAUGACCAUGACCUUGAUCAAGACUUGCAGCUUGAUUCGUACACGCCAAUUAUAGGAUGGGACUUUUCUGGUGGAAAUCCGGGAGAAGUUCCAUUGGUUCAUUUAGAGGAAGUGGACUUGCACCAGUUCCUUCUUGAGAGAGGAAUACCUUGGGUGUACAAGCGCCUUAAGGAAAUGGGUGUCGAUGAAGCAAUUGAUCUCCAGUUCCUUUAUGAGGAGGACCUUAUCGAAUAUGGAAUUCCGGUUGAGGUGGCAAGGCGAGUUAUGGAGCGCGUGCAUCCACCGAACACUAGAAGGCCAGACAACCCGGAGUUGUGUGCUUUGAGGACCGGUGAAGUGCAGAUCCUUGACCGUGAACAACGCCCGAUACCUUGGGCAAUUCAGAACAGAACUCUUUUUGAUGAUGGUCAGGAGUUGCCCCUGGCGGAUCUUGGAGUUGGAGUGCAGGUGCCCUCAGUUGGACAGGGCGGGAUGAGUUGGAUUGAUCUUGAGGAGGAGAGAUUGUUUGGGAACAUAGGUUUCCGAGGUCAGGCCAGCUCGUCAGGUGAUGCCGCACAGCUAGGUUUCCAAGGCGAUGCCGCGCAGGUAGGUUCUCAAGGAAAGAUGAAGCUUAGGCAAUCCUCUGUCGAAGCCAACUUGUGGCAUCUGCUAGACGGCUCCGACACUCUCCUUGGCUAUGCAAUCGUCUAUGUCGACGAUAUUAUGGUCUUAGCGAGCCAGGAUGAUGCAGAAGCCUUCUACAAGUGGAUACGAUCGGUCUGGCAGUGCACCCCUUUGGAGGGAGCUGAGAGGGGCAAACCCAUCACCUUUUUGGGGGUAGAGGUGCAAGAAGACGAGGACGAGUUCGGCACCCUGGGGUUUGCAUUAAGUCAGUGCGGUUAUAUUGAAGAGUUGAUUAGAUCAUAUGGCAUGAGCCCGGUUCCUAGGUCCGUGCCCUAUCCCAAGGAGUGGAUUAAGGAGUUUCCACCUCAGGAAGAUUAUGGGCCAGACGUAUUGCGGAAGGCCCAGAGGGUCACAGGAGAGGUACUCUGGGUGGCGCAACGGUCGCGCCCAGAUAUAGCAUUUCCAGUUGCCCUGAUGGGUUCUUGGUGCACGCGUGACAUUCAGUUGUGGAUGUUGCUGAUGUUGAUUGUGAUGCAACUUCCAGAGGUUGAAGCUGCCGAUGAUGAGGAUAAUGCGGCUGAGCCGCUGAGCCUGGAGUUGUCGGCACUGGCAUUAAUGAUGAUGAUGUCAGCUUUGUUCAUCUGGGAGUCUGCCAAGUAUUGCCUUCAAAGGAAACGAGUACUCCUGAGCUUAGGCGACGUCGGGAGUGUGAUGUUCCUACCUCACCUUCCCAACAUCCACCUUUGA
Molecule: messenger RNA, 2190 nt
Organism: Symbiodinium necroappetens
Lineage: Eukaryota; Dinophyceae; Suessiales; Symbiodiniaceae
Source: the annotation of a GenBank genome assembly